UGGCUCGUCAGAAGGAAUUUGGCUGUUUUAUGUCGGCUUAUUUUUGGUUAAUUAUUGGUUAAUCUUUUCUUUGUUUCAUUCGUUGUUGGACUGGAAUAAGUGGGUUGCUUGUGGGCUGUAUAUCAAUAUCAUGAUCACUCACAGCUUUUUGUGCGUGAUGGAAGAAAUGUAAAUGUGUUUGUCCAAGUUAGAUAAUGCAAAGGAGGUCGCAGAAGUUGGAGAUUACCUUGGACAUUCAGGCGGUUUCUUGCCCUGGAGUAUGGCUUUCCAGCAGGGGAACAACAUAUCUCAGUAUCUGCAUACUGGGCCACCACAUACAGACUCGAGAAGCAGCGCCAGUCUUCCCACUGAUGUUUCACGAAAAAUUCAUUAUAGAAAAGGUGUUCAGUCACGUGUUCCAGCUGGCUGAGCUGGAUGACAUCCUGGACCGCGAGGUGGUCUACAUCGAGCUGGUGCAGCGCGCGCCACUCCAGCCGGACACGGUGCUGGCCUCGUUCGAGACGUCCGCGCGCGAGUUCCUGUUCCCCAACAUCACCACCACGCCCCAGUACUCGGGGGCAGAUCUGGACCUGCUCAUGGAGCCCACCGUACACUUUCCGGGCUCGCUGUCUCCGCGACUGGAGGUGUCCACCAAGACGACCGCCAAGGAGGUCCGCACGUCCAUGUGCCGCUCUCCGGCUCGUAGGGCGACACGACGCACCAGCCCCGGGCGCAGCGACGGCGCCGUCGUUAAGGCAGCCCCGCAGUCGCCGCCGACGCCGCGCCGGCCGCCGUUCGUUUGGCGGCGCGCUGACACGGCUCUGCUGGGUCGGCAGCCGGGCGCUCCGUCCGGCCGCCGGCCGCCGGCCCUGCCGCGCUCGCGCAGCCUGGGCGCGCUGGCCGGCACCGGCCGCGGCCGCCACUGCCACUGCGCCUGCGCACAGCGGCCGCGCAGUGCUAGUGCCGAGCGGGCGUCCCGCGCGCCGGCCGCCACCGGCUCCCGGCAGCGCUCCCGUUCCCUGGAGAGGCCUGACACCACCGGAGCAGGGGUGGGAGCCGUCACCGACCGCAGCGAGCUCCACAUGCCGUCAGACUGGUGUUACGUAUGCGGCGCCUACACCACCCACCACCGCUGUGCCGUCUGUGAGGCGUACCGGCGCUACUUUGGCCGAAACUACCCCGGUCACCAUCACCUGGACUGCUGCAAUUGCUACUGCCCAGUGACGGCGCCAGCCCCGCGCUAUUCGAGCCGGUGGCUGCACGACUCCGACUGCAGCUCCGACGACAGCAGCUCGGCGGGCCGACCGUGGCUGGACCCUCCUCCACCAGUCGGCUGCACCAGUCAGCGCCAGGCCUACUACCAGAACAUGGAGCAGCUGUACCGGCGGCUCUACCUGCAGGCGGCCCGGCGCGCCCGUCGCGAGGCACUGGCCUCCUGACUUCGGCGCCAUCGCCGGCUGUGCCGCCGCUGCUGCCGGCUCGACUGCCGCUGCUGGCUGGAGGACUGAGCAAGCUAGACAGCCGUCGGUAGGGGAAGGUCCGUCUGGGUCCGGUGAACUGCCUGGAGCUGACGCCGGUGACCGGCGAGACAGGACGGAGGUUUGGCUGAGCCCACGCCAGAGGAAGGUUGAUACCAUCGGCGCCAGGAUCUCCUCACGACUGAGGACCCGAUCUCCGGCUGGACUAGUAGUCUCCCGUCUCAGUCCGGCCGCAACGUAGCCACCCGGACCGUCUCUUCAGCGGCUGUCCUCGGCCAGCCCGGUCCUCCAUAGCUCUCACUGCCAGUAGGUACCGCCAUGACGCCAGUCAGGCCCGUCUAUCCAGACGAAGGCUCCAUAGCUGCCCGAUUCCGAGGGACGGGCGGGGUGCGGCACUGGUCCUUCCCACAUAUCAACAGAGGAACGAGACAUCCAUGUCUUUACCUACUGCAGGUUUAGAUUGGUUUUAGAUCUGCAUUGUUGCAUGCUAGUGGAUUGCGCUUGCAUUGGUUAGAUAGCUGUGCAUUGCACGCAGUUGGUAGGACGUGGUUAAAGUCAUAAGCGUUGCCCGCUGGCUGGUAGUUGCGAUGGAAGUUGUUGAGUUCGAGACCGGUCCGUCCGCUGUUCCGUCCAUCCGGGUCGGUGUCUAGCUCGCCUGUACGCAGGUCUGGUAUUGGCUAGUCAGUGCUCUAGGGGAGAUAGGGCGUCGUGUGUAGCGUAAUAACGGCUAGAGACGUCUUGUGCCGGCUUCCCGUACGCUAACGUGUAAGUUUGUGCUUUUAGAGCGAUUUAGGGCUGACGCCGCGAUUGGACGAGAGGUAACGAUACGUUUUACGAUCCUCGACUUUACACGAAUUGAUCCAUGCGAUGCGAUAUUCCAUUACGAGACCUUUUUAUAUAUGUUUGAUAUGCCUGUAUUCUGACUAGUUCCAAUUAAAAUGAUGUGUAACAUUGAUUCCGGUUCAAUAUUUCUAGUCCAUGCGUUAUUGGUUAGAAAAUCUACGAUCCACGCAUAACAUGCGUGUUCUUACGAGUCAUCUGCAUACAUUUUUGCAUCAUUAUACAUUUGUAUUGUUAUAUUAUUUAGUCCUAGUAUGACGAUUGGUUGUUGCCGUCUGAUAUUUUACCAGCCAUUAUUCGAAUUAUGCGACAUGUUUCGAGAGCGAUGCGUAGUGAGUCGAACCGUGUGACAUUUAUUAUUUGUGCUGUUGUGGGAUUUUAUUCGUCGUCCACCUGCCUAUUCAGUUUUAAAUCAUGGAGAAAAAUCAUGGAGCACGCUCCUCCCAAGCUACAGGUAGGGCCUAAUCAAGAGGACGUUUUCAUUUUGUCAGUACCACGUUUCUGGCACAUACCUCGUUUAAUAACAAAAAGUGUAGCAAUUGUGACGAAAUUAGCUCAGAGUUCCCGCGUAGGUACCGCAUAGGUUGCUCGACCUUCUAGUCACCGUUUUAGUCACAUGCGAUGCCAUUGUUACGUCGUUGUUUAAUUUUAUGAGCUGGCACCACGCACACGCCCGUUUACAUGUUGUGCGAUUACUGCAUGAACUGAGACUUGAACACCAAUGUGGAAGAACAAUAAAUCUGCACGAAACUGG
Messenger RNA from Amphibalanus amphitrite, 3051 nucleotides. Its product is annotated as spermatogenesis associated 6-like protein. Bases 195 to 1418 code for a protein of 407 amino acids. Gene Ontology annotation, biological process: spermatogenesis. The transcript has 8 exons. NCBI's taxonomy places the organism in Eukaryota, Metazoa, Arthropoda, Thecostraca, Balanomorpha, Balanidae. The record is from RefSeq and is a predicted model, not a curated record. Gene Ontology annotation, molecular function: myosin light chain binding.